AUGGACAAGCUCACCCAAGGAUGGGUCCAGCAUCAACGCAAGGCUGCACGUGAAGAAGACGCCUUGGGUAAAUUUGAGUGUCCGAUUUGUGCCACCGAAGUACACGCUAGUUUCCGCAAAUUUCGAGACCAUUUUAGGUCAAAGCACCCAGCAGAGGCCGGCAAUUGUCAGAUUGAAGAAGCCUUCAAGAAGUGCUCGCCCAAAGACCAUGAAGAAGGGGACCAUGAUCCCGCCAAGUCGCAGAGCUUGGUGGCCGGGCCUUCUAAAGUCACCAGUGAUGUCGGCGCUGCGAGUAGCAAAAGUCCAAUAUCUGGCAAUCGUGCUUCUACGGACGGGGCUGGAAACGACUUGGAGAGGCUCAAUUUGACAAGCGAUGGCAUGUCCUCGUCCCGCCGACGAAGCGAACAGAUUUGCUCAACUCCCGCUUCGGUCGCUCAGCAACCUGGCCCAUCUCCGUCGACGCCUGGCGGAAGUGGUGUCAGACUCGGGAAGAGAGACGAAGACUUCGUCCGGGGUACGAACCCGAGUGGUCGACAACUCUGGAUUGCUAGUGAUGAAGCGACCGAGGCUUUUGAGAACGUGCCAGGUCCGCCACAGACAACACAGACCCAGACCCGGUUGGCCUCCUCUUCCACCCAUCGUCGGUCUUCCCAGCAUAGACGUCAACGCAAUGCCGGACACCAUCGUGCCCAGUCUCAACGGUCGUAUGAUACUGCCAGAGCAGUGGAAAUGAUUCGAGAACUCGUAACUCGGGAAAUAUGUUCAGAUCAGCUUGUACCAGAAAUCACGGGCAUCUAUUCCGGAAUCAUUUUACUCGAAAGCAAAUGCAUGGAAUAUGGCAGGACACAGUUGGACGUCGAUCUCAAUCCAGUGCAAUACAAAGCAUUGUCUGGCCUCCAUCGGUCACUCCUGAACGAAUAUCAUGACUUUUUGCUGGCAUCUCAACACCCAUCGGCAAGCGAGAAGCUAAAAGAUCUACCUUCCAGGUUAUUCAUACCUGCGCGAAUGUGGCGCCACGGUAUACAUUCUUAUCUGGAGCUCCUCAGAAGAAAACUUCCCGGCUCGCACGAAUAUAUGCUUUCCUUCGUUUACAUUGCAUAUUCUAUGGUGGGAUUGCUAUAUGAGACUAUACCCUUGUUUCGAGAUACUUGGAUAGAGUGUCUUGGUGACUUGGGGCGUUAUAGGAUGGCAAUCGAAGACAGCGACAUUCAAGAUCGAGAAAACUGGACUCGUGUAUCGCGGAACUGGUAUACCAUGGCCUCGAACAAGAUCCCUCGCGUGGGACGACUUUACCAUCAUUUGGCGAUUCUGGCACGCCCUGACGUCAUACAGCAGCUAUUUUUUUAUGCCAAAUCGCUUUGCGUUCCCGUCCCAUUCCCGAGCUCCAGGGAAACCGUAAAGGUGUUGUUUGAUCCUCUUCUCGAUCCAGAAUCCACACCAGAGAAUCUAGCGCCGGUUGACUUGGCUUUCGUGCGAGUUCAUGGGCUAUUCUAUUUCGCAAAAGAGGAGCACAAGGACCUGCUUCACUCCUCGAUGCAAGAAUUUCUUAGUCGCCUAGAAGAUCACAUUGAACGAAAGAAUGUGCUUUGGCGACAACAUGGGUAUCUUACUGGCAUCUCAUUAGGCUGCCUGCUCCUGGGUUACGGAGAUAAGUCCAACGUCCUAAUGCGUGUCAUUCCAAAGCCACAGGAGGAAGCACCGCAUACGGUUGAGAGUCAGCAAUCAGACUCUCCAAUGGAAGACUCUGCAGACGUGGAACCCAGUGAAAAUUUCAAGAUGGCGGUAGAACUUGCAGCUCGAACAUACAAGAUUGUCAUUGAUCGGAAUGGCGAUCCCAGCGUCCUGCCUUGCAUUCACACCCUCUUGGUAUUUUAUCAGUACAUGCUGGAGUUUGCUGUCGGCAGACAGUAUCUGGAGGACUCUCUCCCGUGGGCAGAGACCGCCGACGUCCUUAACUACUUGGUAAGGCUCUGCGACUUCGGGCCACGGUCAGAAGAUAGCUUGGAAUUCCCAAUGCCUGAACCCGGCGACCGCCGUCCUCUUCCUGAAGACUAUGCUCUGCGUGGUCUACUCUAUACUCAAGACUAUUUUCCAGAGGGUUGGUUUGACGGCGCGGAGUUUGACGAAACCCAUAUUGUCGUUGAGCCUCCGUCAAUCGGUUUCCAGCGUUAUGAAAGAAUCCUGUGGCUUGGUCGUAGGAUUGCAAUGAAUAACGGAAGGCUGCUUUGGGAUCAGAAUGAAAAAAAGUUUUUCGCAAGGGUGAACGACGAGCUCAAGGACGAGCCAAUCGGCUGA
Metarhizium album ARSEF 1941 is the source of this 2295-nucleotide messenger RNA. RefSeq lists its product as uncharacterized. Gene Ontology annotation, biological process: nuclear-transcribed mRNA catabolic process, nonsense-mediated decay. The transcript has 3 exons. Gene Ontology annotation, molecular function: telomerase RNA binding; telomeric repeat DNA binding; protein binding. Gene Ontology annotation, cellular component: telomerase holoenzyme complex. The record is from RefSeq and is a predicted model, not a curated record. NCBI's taxonomy places the organism in Eukaryota, Fungi, Ascomycota, Sordariomycetes, Hypocreales, Clavicipitaceae. Bases 1 to 2295 code for a protein of 764 amino acids.